GGCAUCGUGCAAGUUGUAAUGCAGCGCGCCCCGUGGACUAUUCUAUAAGUUUUGGAGGGUAAUACUAUUAUCAUUUAUCAUAGCAAUCACUAUGGUACAAUGGUUGUAGUAGCGUACUAGCGUAGUAAAAUUAAAUUAAAUUAAAAUAAAAUUUAAAAUUUAUAUCAAAACUAUAAUUCUAAACAUUAAUUAGGUAGUACUAGGUGUUUAUUAUUUCAACCUAUUUUUGCAUUCAACCUUCUGUCGAGGUAAUGUCGAAAAUCAGAGGUAAAAGUCACCAGAUGUGCUGUGUAGUUAAUUGCACAAAUACUCAGAGUAAAACGGAAUCAAUUAAAUUAUUUCGAUUUCCGUCUAAGCCUCAUGACAUUGAACAAAGAAGAAAAUGGAUACAUGCUAUCAAACGAAAAAAUGCUGAUAAUAAACAAUGGGAGCCUACUCCCUAUUCCAGAAUAUGUAGUGCUCAUUUUAUUGGUGGUCAAUAUUCCAAACAUCCUCAGAGUCCAGCAUACAGUCCUACAUUAUUUCCUGUUAUUUACAAACAAAGCAAUUUAUCAAAAAAGAGUGUUGACCGUUUUGAUCGUCAUAUAAAGAGAUCUAUCCACAACUGCAGUACAUCUGCAGUAUCAACCAUAGAUACAAAUAUUUUACAUGAAUCAGACGAUUUCACAGAAUCACAAAGUAAUAGUAAUAGUUUAUGUAAAAAUGUAGCUAUUCAAUGUUCAUCAGUUAUUGUGAGUGAUACUUUUGAAUUUAGUUGUGAAUUUUUUAACAACAGUGUUAGUACCCAAGCAAAUAUUGUAAAUGUUGAAACUUUAUACUUUAAACCUGUAAUGGUAGAUGCUAGUGUAGGUUGUGUAGAUUCAGCUUUAGAAUAUUUUUGUGGUUACCAGUCAGUUGAAAUGUUUACACUUUUCUCCUAGACCAGCAGGGCAUUGACAAGAUGCACUUACAACAUUUCUGUUAGUAGCAUUUACCUAUUACGAGAAUAGUUUUAAAAUAUAACAUGUUGUCAUUGUAUUGCAA
This is a messenger RNA of Myzus persicae (green peach aphid), 1023 nucleotides long. RefSeq lists its product as uncharacterized. NCBI's taxonomy places the organism in Eukaryota, Metazoa, Arthropoda, Insecta, Hemiptera, Aphididae. Gene Ontology annotation, molecular function: sequence-specific DNA binding. The transcript has 2 exons. Bases 252 to 920 code for a protein of 222 amino acids. The record is from RefSeq and is a predicted model, not a curated record.